Molecule: messenger RNA, 1083 nt
Organism: Diaporthe batatas
Lineage: Eukaryota; Fungi; Ascomycota; Sordariomycetes; Diaporthales; Diaporthaceae
Exons: 2
Coding region: 1-1083 (360 amino acids)
Source: RefSeq, a predicted model, not a curated record
AUGGACCCGACCGUGGAACUCACCCUUGAGCGACGCCAGUGCCAGGUCUGCCACGAACGCGUCGCGCUCAAGCCCUGUGAUGUGUGCAAGCUUGUCUACUACUGCUGUCGCGCACAUCAACACCGAGACCGAGCCGCCCAUGAGCACCCGUGCAGUGUCAUCAAGAAGGCCCUCGAGGAUCUUUCCCGCCAGGAUCAAGACCGCACCAAGAUGGCGCUGAAGCACCGCAAGGUCGCCACAGACACCCUGAAUCAUUUCGACAACAUUGUGGCCGUGGAAUUCGCACUUGGCCACCUGAACGAGGUGCUCCGCCUCUGUCCCUCCGAUCCCGAUGAGCUGCGCGCGCGCGACAUCAUCCCCACCUUGUUCCUACGCCUUGGCCGCGACCAGGAGUGCUACGACUUCAUCAAGUGCUAUGACUGGGCCCAUCCGACUCGGAGUCUGCCCUAUCUCGACAUGAGGGGCGAGGACCCCGUUGAGUGCCCCAUCACGGCCCUCCGCGUCGAUGGCCCCAUGAACAUGAACCACAUCAUGGCCGCGAUGCUCAUCAAGGUGCGAAUCCUUCUCGACCUGCAGAACAUGCAGAACGCCACCCGCGCCUUCCAGGGAGUGCUCCGUCAAGACUUCAUCCAUAUGAUCCGAGCUCAGAUGCCGCUGGUCAGCAACGUGGUGGCCGCGUGGAAGGAUAUCGCUGAGGCUUCCGUGGAUAAGACGGCUUUCUUCGUGAAGCUGCUCAAAGUGGAGGUCAAGGUCAUUUUUUACAGAGUCCAGCGUACCGAUCCGAUGUUCUGGCCAACUUUCCUUGUACACGAGCAACUCAGACAGGAAAGGGUCAUCCGGGGACCUGUGGCGACCGACGCGAGUCUUCAAAGGUCGAUCAGGUAUCACUACGAGCCACUCAGACAGGAAAGGGUCAUCCAGGGACCUGUGGCGACCGACGCGAUUCUUCAACAGUUGGUCGUGUGUGACUACCACGCACUUGCAUGGCGAGAGACACCGGGCGCCAUUGGGAUGCUCGAGGACCUGGUCAGGGCAGCAACAGCAAAGGCAGCAGCAGCAAAGGCAGCAGCAGCAAGAGAGUGA